UGUCUCUCCCCAUCACACUCCACAACACAUCAUGGCUUUCUCCACUAGAACCUCCAUCUUCUUUUUCUUCACAACACUUGUUCUUCUCUCCACUCAAAUCAAUGCAAGAGAUAGCUACUUCUUUGGCAAAUUCCACCGAGAAUCCCCCAAAGACCAAAACUCUAACAAUGUCCUCCCUCUCAAGACCAGCCAGAAAACCACAGUAGAACAAUCAUUCCCCAACAAGAAAGAACAAGAACAAGAUCCCACCUUUGUCCCCGAGUCCGAAAACGGCUAUGGCUUAUAUGGUCAUGAAACCACCUACAACAACAACAAAGAAGAGUUGUUCAACAACAACAAGUACGAUGAGAAAUUUAACGGUGAGACUUUCUCAACUCCAAGCCUGAGCGAGACCGAAGAGUCCUCUUACAACAACUACGAGGAGAGCUACCCGAAGAAGACCGAGAACUACGACAACAACCGUUACAACAACGAAGAGUUCAACAAUAACAAGUAUGAUGAAAACGUUAAGGAAGAGUCAUUCUCUGAGAACAAUGAAGACAAGAGAAACUUCUACAACUCUAACGCUUACGGAACGGAGUUAGAACGUGAAACGCCGUACAAAGGUUACAGCCACAAUAUGGAGAGGCAAGGCAUGAGUGACACAAGAUUCAUGGAGAAAGGUAACUACUACUACGACCUUUACAACGAUAGAAACCACGGUCAUUUCUACCGGAAACCUCAUCAGAAAAGCCCUGGCGGUUAUUAUUCUACUCAGGCGACCGAGAAUAAUAACUUCGACCAGUCGUAUUCCUACGGAAACAACAACGAGGAGGAGAAGAGCUUCAAGGAUCCGUACAAUUCCAAGUGGGAGAAGAACAUGAUGAACGAACAGCCUGAAGGGUUCGUUGAGGAGCAAGGAGACCAGUUCAAGCCUUGAUGAAUAUUAAUUAGUUAUUUGAUUUCCUCUGGAGAUCACUACACUCGUAAAUGUAUUUUCUUUCAUUUCAACUAAGUUAUUUUACUUAUGGUUGAUUAGUCAAACUUAAUCGUUGUUUAUCACUACAACAAUUGAAAGUGGAAAAGUGAUAUGGGGGUUUUGUGUGUUUUCAGUUGAAAUAUGUUUGCUUUUGCAUAUAAUAUUCGGAGAAAAGAAUGAAUAUUGUGCUACUUAAUGUUAUUUCUUAUAUAUUAAUUUAUCACUUUUUGAUUCAAG
Eruca vesicaria subsp. sativa (arugula) is the source of this 1195-nucleotide messenger RNA. The record is from the annotation of a GenBank genome assembly. NCBI's taxonomy places the organism in Eukaryota, Viridiplantae, Streptophyta, Magnoliopsida, Brassicales, Brassicaceae.